CAAUUGCUAACAGAACGACAAUUCAAAAUUUUUUAUCCAAACCCAGAAUAAAAAGGGGGCGAUCUUUAGAGGAGGAGAAUGAGAAGGAGGCCUGGAAUUGGCGGGUUGCAAACAGCUGCUGCUGCUCGGGACCAAUAUCGAUUACUGGGAGAAAAUGUAGCAAAGUUAAGAACUGAUCUUAUGAAAGAACAGCUCGCCACAUUUCGCUCUCAGCUCGAAGAGUUUGCCCGCAAACACAAGAAUGAUAUUCGCAAGAACCCGACUUUCAGGGCGCAGUUUCACGAGAUGUGUGCUAAAGUGGGAGUGGAUCCACUGGCCUCGAAUAAGGGGUUUUGGGCAGAGCUGUUAGGGAUUGGUGACUUCUAUUACGAACUUGGGGUACAAAUUGUUGAGAUAUGCUUGGCAACGAGACCUCACAAUGGAGGUUUGACCAACCUUCAGGAACUCUGUACUUUGCUUCGUCAGAAACGAAAAAGUGGUUGUGAAGCUGUUUCUGAGGAUGACUGCUUGCGUGCUAUAAGAAAGCUUAAGAUACUAGGUAGCAGUUUUGAGGUGAUUUCUGUUGGAAAAAGAAAGCUUGUUCGAUCUGUUCCGACUGAAUUGAACAGAGACCAUAAUGAAAUUUUGGAGCUGGCUCAGGCACAACGCUAUGUGACAGUUGAUGAGGUAGAGAGGCGGCUUUCUUGGACAUCUGGUGGUGCUACUGAUGCUCUUGAUACAUUAUUAGAUGAAGGUCUUGCUAUGAUUGAUGAUGGCCACGAGGAUGGCAAACGCCGCUAUUGGUUUCCCUGUGUGUCUUCCAUAUCCUUUUCAGGAGGGGCUCGUGGAUUUCUUAUCCACAAAAAUUUUACUUGUACCCAAAACAUAAGGUGUGGAAGGUAAUUAUAAUUAUUAUUAUUAUUUUUAAAUUCUCAUUGGUGGAAGUGAAAGUAGCAAUGUAAAAUGUAUUGAAACUGCAAAAUUCUCUUGUUAAUAUAAAAGAAUCAAUUCCCAUUA
Hevea brasiliensis (rubber tree) is the source of this 996-nucleotide messenger RNA. Its product is annotated as vacuolar protein sorting-associated protein 22 homolog 1. NCBI's taxonomy places the organism in Eukaryota, Viridiplantae, Streptophyta, Magnoliopsida, Malpighiales, Euphorbiaceae. Gene Ontology annotation, biological process: protein transport to vacuole involved in ubiquitin-dependent protein catabolic process via the multivesicular body sorting pathway. Gene Ontology annotation, cellular component: ESCRT II complex. Bases 79 to 882 code for a protein of 267 amino acids. The transcript is spliced from 7 exons. The record is from RefSeq and is a predicted model, not a curated record.